GGGAGUGAGUGAGUGAGCCAGCUGUAUAAAGGAUGCUGGAUGACGGUGAGGAUGCUGCUUCGCUUCCAGGACCUACAUGAGGAUGGAUGGAGUUUUUGCGUAACAGUAAAGCAAAGCCAUGAAUUUGUCUGCUGUAUGUCUCCGUUUUGGCACGAUGUUACAUUCCGGAAGACGGACAUAACAUCUGAGGAGUUGUUCACGGAAUUCCCCAAAAUCACUGGCAAGCAGACUUGUUUUCAACAACACUGAGAGGCUUCACAUCCCCGGAGAUUGUGGGUACGUAAAAUCGGUUUGAAAUGUCCGACUUCCACAACGGAAGCCAAACCAGCGCACGUCGCAGUGACUACGUGUGGCAGUAUGAAUAUUAUGACGACGAAGAGCCCGUGUCUUUCGAGGGACUCAAAGCGCACAGAUACUCCAUCGUCAUCGGCUUCUGGGUUGGACUUGCUGUGUUUGUCAUUUUCAUGUUCUUUGUUCUUACGCUGCUCACCAAGACGGGAGCGCCACAUCAAGAACACCCCGAUUCUGCUGAAAAGCGUCAUCGGCCGGGGAGCUGUCUGGUAGACAUCAAUGGUCCCCAGGAUGAAAAUGACAAAGCUUUCUCUCGUCCGUUACUAGCGGAGUCUCGAUCAUAUUUCCAUUUCUACAUCAAUGAGGAGGAUCAGGGCCAGGGGAAGGGAAAACCAGAAGACAAGAUGGUUGGAAAGCACGCCAGGGCCCAAGUCCAGCAGGGUACCUGCAAACAGCCCAGAGGCACCAGCUCCUCUGGGAUGGAUGAGACGGAAGAGGAUGUUGAGGAAGACGGGGGACACCGAAGUCUCAAUGGACUAACAGAGGAGAGUAACACAGACAAAGAAUGUGCCUUCUUUUCCCAUUUCAACAUCCCCAACUUUGUGAACUUGGAGCACAGUUCGGCUCUCGGAGAGGAUGAUCUGCUGUACGAGCCGUCCGUCGUACUGGAGCGCCAGUCUCACUCACAGGAUGCUCACUGUGACAUCCGCUGAGGCUGUUUCUGUAGAGAUCACAGCCAUUGACAUAGUGGUAUUGUAAUGUUAUUUGCUUUCUUUUCACAGGGUUUUUCACGACCUCACAGGGUGACACAUAUUCCCUUGCUGCUCACCUACAGCACCAGAGCCCUUCCAGCCCUUUGCAACAAGCAUACAUUCAGAUCAACAAGAAACAGAGCACGAAAGAUGGCGAACAUUUUCAGAUUUCCCGAGGAUAAAAUUGGUUCAUUACUGGUGCCUUUUACUUUAAGCACUUCUCUGAAUUGGAUACGGCAGCACCUGGACUGGAUGGCUUUCCACACAGGAGAAUGAGAGGUCAGUGGGGUUACCACGGGGAGAUGCUUUGUACAAUUCAUUCCACUAUUAUCACUGUCUUGUGGGCUUCUGCAGUUUUGGACAAUGGACUUUAUCUCUUUAACAGGACACAAAUCCUAGUUAGAUGAAGAGCACGGAAUUCGGUUAUUUCUGUUCUACAGUGAAAUGCUCUCUGAAUGGUGAAGUGUACUUUGACCAUGUAAUUGGUAGCAUAAUAUCAAAAGCAUAUUUUUCUUUUACAGGGUAGAAAACCUUUGAUGACAAUGUGAAAGACUUUUGUAGACAGAGUUAGAGUUAGAUUAGAAAUGAUUUUGAUUGUUCAAAUAAAGCCUGAUUUUGGAAUUGAACUGUAGUGUGGCUUCUCUUAGAUAUAAAACAAGAACGCUCUCAGAUUUCC
Scatophagus argus is the source of this 1719-nucleotide messenger RNA. RefSeq names its product melanocortin-2 receptor accessory protein 2A-like. Gene Ontology annotation, molecular function: type 1 melanocortin receptor binding; type 3 melanocortin receptor binding; type 4 melanocortin receptor binding. Gene Ontology annotation, cellular component: endoplasmic reticulum; plasma membrane. NCBI's taxonomy places the organism in Eukaryota, Metazoa, Chordata, Actinopteri, Scatophagidae. Gene Ontology annotation, biological process: protein localization to plasma membrane; regulation of adenylate cyclase-activating G protein-coupled receptor signaling pathway. The transcript is spliced from 4 exons. Bases 297 to 1004 code for a protein of 235 amino acids. The record is from RefSeq and is a predicted model, not a curated record.